Molecule: messenger RNA, 5502 nt
Organism: Neofelis nebulosa (Clouded leopard)
Lineage: Eukaryota; Metazoa; Chordata; Mammalia; Carnivora; Felidae
Product: AFG3-like protein 1
Exons: 6
Coding region: 1-768 (255 amino acids)
Biological process (GO): mitochondrial protein processing; protein-containing complex assembly
Cellular component (GO): m-AAA complex
Molecular function (GO): ATP hydrolysis activity; ATP binding
Source: RefSeq, a predicted model, not a curated record
AUGAGAAAAAGGUCACCGAAGGCCUGCCCGGCCCCCUUUGCCAGAAACAGGCUGGUCCACUCUCGAUUGGAAGGCAGGCAGCUCCUUACCGCGCAUGAGCGACGCCUCCAGCGCCCGCGGGGACGGCUCCGGGGGUGUGGCGCUUCUCUGGCUUUGUUGCUGUUCUGCGCGUGCGCGCGCCCCAGCGGCGCGAGGGCGGGGGCGGGGAGUGUCUCACCCGCUCAGGGCGGCGGCCGAGCGGUCUGGGCCGUGCGGCGGUGGCCCAGGAGGCGGCGGGACGGUCAGGGCAGGCGUGAGAGCCCUCGGAACAGCCCGGCAGAUGUAGCUGGUUGUGAAGAGGCCAGGUUGGAGAUGAUGGAGUUUGUGAAUUUCCUGAAGAAUCCCAAGCAAUGUCAGGACUUAGGAACCCAAAUUCCAAAGGGAGCCAUGCCCACUGGUCUCCUGGCACUGGAGCUGCUUCUUGCCACAGCCACUGCGGGGAAGGCCAGUGUGCCUUUCAUCACCGUGAAUGGGUCAGAGUUCCUGGAAACAUUUGUCGGCAUUGGGCCAGCAAGGGUUCGUGACAUGUUUGCAGUGGCCCAAAGAAACGCUCCUUGUGUCUUGUUCAUUGAUGAUAUUGAUGCGUUUGGCAGGAAGCGAGGCCGGGGGCAUUUCGGAAGCCAGAGUGACCGGGAGAGCACACUGAACCAGAUGCUUGUGGAGGGAUGGAUGACUUUUCCUCAAAGUGAUUCCAGCUCAGUGUGUCUGGUAGCUUGUCAGGCGUGCUGAUAUUUCACUGGAAAUGUCUACAUGGUGAACGUUUUUCAAAUUUGGAGAUGCUUUCAGUGGUCCCGUGGCAAGUUUUCGUCUUCAUCUUGGGGCUGCCAAGAGUACCCCAGGUGUGGUGAUUCACUAGGAGGACUCCUAGGACCCCAUGUGUAGCUGUACCCACGACCACGACUGGUGACAGACACAGAGCAGAAUCCAUGCGGGGAAGAAUGUGGUCCAGGGAAGCUGGCAGGAGGCAGGACGUGCAGGAGGCACCGACUUUUCCUGGCAUGGAGCUGUGACGACAUGUGGGCAUGUAGUUGACCAAGGUUUUCAGUGGGGGCUGGUCCUGUGGCACUCUCUGCCCAGUAUGUACCAGAAUCCCAGCCUCCCGGGAGGAAGGCAGGUGUGCAGCAAAACCACACUGUACAAACAGAUUAGGCCUAGGGAGCCCCUCUUAUCAGGGAGCAGUGGAGACCCUCCCCAAAUCUCAGGUCCCAGAGCCAGCUGGGGGCCACCUUAUAAGCAGAGCUUGAGAGGCUUACUGUGUUAGAUUCUUUCUGCCCAGACAAGACGUCCCAAAACCCUUUGUCAUAGCUCGUAUCCAACCGUGAUUCUAACUAGGUUAGUACUCUGUUCUCAUGUCUCAAGGGGCUGAUGGGAGAGAGCAUUCAGGGGGAAAGAGGGUGGGAACACCACCACUUUCUCUCCUGGCGGCCCCUGUUCUCUGCAGUCCUGCCUGCCCUUGACUAUUCCAGUUCCCUGGGCCUUGUGAGCCCACUAGGGCUGGGUGGAUGGAGACCUUGGGAAGUAGCUGGGGCACUGACACCGUGGAGAGUCUCCUUGCUCCCCAGGGGUUGGGGGGUGGCAUCGGGUAGUGUCAAGCUGUCAGGAACCAGUGAUGAGUCAAGAUGGAGGUCCACACGUGGGCUCAGGUCCUGGGGGGUCCCAGUUAGCCGGGGAACGUCUGACUGCUCUCUGAUGGAGACGCGUCUCAGCCAGAGCAAUGGGGUCUGUGAGAACCAGAGCCAGUGGUGUGCUGUUUGUGUCCUGCCCGUGAAGGGUCAGAGGGAGGGGCCCCAGAGCCAGCCCCGGGCAGGAGCGUUGGCCCCGCUGAAUGGCCUCUGUAGUCUGUUUGGAGUGAGCAGAGGAAGAGCAGAGCCAGUGCAGGGCGGCUCAGGGAGGCCAGGGUCCCUAGUAGGAUGAGCAGGUGUGCAGAAGAGGACAAGGCGUCAGGACCAGAGAGAGGAGGAGAGCUGUCUGGGGAUACAGCACUACCCCAGUGGGUGCCAGCCGAGCCCCCUCCUCGGGCGCCCUUGCUUCUCACGUCCAGGGUUCACCUCUUUCACGAACGUCGUGGUGGUGGCUGGCACCAACCGCCCUGACCUCCUUGACCCGGCUCUGAUGCAUCCUGGCCGGUGUGACUGACUGAUCUACAUCAGCAAGCCUGCCGGUCACAUGGCGCUCAGGUUUGGGGCUUCAUGCCCUUGUGCUAAAGGUUAGGUUGGUUAGAUCAUUACCUGUGUAUUUGGAGGCGAUUUCUUUUUUUUUUACUUCUUCCUUUUUAAGCAGGCUCCAUGCCCAGUGCAGAGCCGAAUGCAAAGGUUGAACUUUUCACCCUGAGAGAUCAAGACCAGAGCUGAGGUCAAGAGUCGGACCGUUAACCGACCGAGCUACCCAGGUGCCCCUGGGGGUGGUUCGUUUGAUCAGGUCCCUGCAGUGGUUAAUAUUAACAUUUGGAAAAAGUGGAAGUUGUGGAUGCCCUUGGGUGGUGCUAGUUGCUGUCUCCCGGCAAUCCACUUUUGGGAGUGACAGGUGUGGCUGGGCCUGCAGAAACGUCACUUCACCAUACAGGUGGGAGUGCUGUGAUACAUCCAUGUUUCUGGCGCGGUGUUGUAAAAACUUAGAGGGUAGACAAGAAGAGCUCACCCUCACCUUUUGCUCUGACAACUGACAUCACCUCUUCCCUGGCCCUUUCCGUUUUUGAGAGCGCGUCUGUCCCGCGUGGACUUGCCCUGCUGCCCAGGGUGGUCCUCAUCUUGCUCACUGUCGGCUCAUGGCCCUGGGAAUGGAUAUGAUGUUAGAGGCAGCACAGUCAUGAAGGUGUUUUAAUGAGUUCAAGAGCUGAGUGUACGAGGGGGCUUGAACUCGCAAACCAUGAGAUUGUGACCUGAGCCGAAGGCGGACACUUGACCGACUGAGCCACCCGGGUGCCCCUGCUCUGAUUAAUGAUAGUUUUUCUGGAUAUAGCAUUCGUGUUUGACUUUAAAAAAUUUUUCUUGUCUCACUGCUUUGAAUAUUUUGUUCCACUGCCUUCAUUUUACUAUUUCUGAUGAGGUGCCAGGCACCAGUCGUCAUAUUGCUGUUAUCCUCUAUGUGAUGAAUCUUUUCUGUUGCUGCUUCAGGAUUUCCUCUUUGUCUUUUGCUUUCAACACUUUAAUUGUGAUGGGUCUCUUGCAACUUCUGGGUUUCGAAUUAUAGUUAGAAAAGAAUCUCUCGUUAUUUUCAUAUUAUGGACAUAUCUUUAUCAUGUUUAUGACUUAUUUUUUUUACAUUUACGUCUCUGACCCAUUUGUACUUUAUUCUGAUAUAUAGCUUGAGAUAUUGCAUAAAUUUGAUCUUUCUUCAAAUAAGUAUCCUAUCAUUGCAACACCAUUUUUAAAUAGUUCAUUACUGACGAAGAAACAGUGCAUUAUCUUGACUUUACCCACUGAAUGGGAGCCUUUCCAAGGACAAAAGGAAUUACAGAGAACAUUUCAGAUUUUCUUUAGUUGUAUCACAGAUAGUACUAUCAACAUUGUUAUUUUGAAAGUAUUUCACGUAGGGGCGCCUGGGUGGCCCAGUCGGUUUAGUCUCCGACUCCUGGUUUCAGCUCAGGUCACGAUCUCACAGUUUGUGAGUUUGAGUCCCUUGUGGGGCUCUGUGCUUAUAGCACAGAGCCUGCUUGGGACUCUCUUUCCCUCUCUGCCUCCCCGCCCCCCCGCACUGUCUCUCAAAAAAAAAACAACCAAAAAACAGGAGGUAAGUGUACCUGACCUUUGGGAUACUUCAUCAUUGCUUCCUGACUCCAGAUAACUAAGUGUGAAGCAGGGAAGGUGCCUGGAGCCCCAGGCUGUCCUUGUAGAUUUUGCAAAGUGGCUACAAGUGACCCUGCUCUGACCGUCUGUGUGUCUCUGUCUUUGUUAGGCCCCGACAUCAGAGGCAGAUUGUCCAUUUUCACAGCCCACCUACACCCACUGAAGCUGGGUGGAAGCCCCUGUAAGGACAGUCGCAGUGCUCCCUUUGGGCUGGGUGGGAGACCCCCAUAAGGACGCUCGCGGUGCUCCCUUUGGGCUGUCACGGUGCUCACUCACAGGUGAGUGUUGGCCAGGCCGGGGAUGGCCUCGGGUGUUACAUGCGAUUGGUAGGUGGUUUCUGGUUGUAGGAUUCAGUGCUGGCAUGUGCCCACCUUUGUCUUUGGAACUUUGAAUCUGUUGAGAGACAUCAAAGGCCUCGGAGAUGAUUAGCCCCAAAGCUGAUUUGUAGCCAUCUGAAGUUCUAGUUUAAUUCGGUUUAGACUUGGUGAGUUAGUGCAGGGGCCUCCCUAAUGCCCGAGCACAGACCCACCGCAGUGAGGAGCCGUUGCUGUAUUAUACGGUCUUGGGCGUCAGCUCCCAACCUGGGGGCUCCCCUUGCUUUUCUCUUUUCUUUGUAGUUGAAACCAAGGUCCUGUACUAGGAAACUUGUUUCCCCACCAGGGUGGUUUAAGCCCUGGGAGUUUAGGGUUUUCCCAGGGGGCUUCCUGCCCAGGUCAUCGUCUACUCAGCAGCCCUUUGGAAGCCUAAUGAUUACUGUGAUUACUGUGAUGAGCCCUGCCAUCCCCGGAACAUUCUGCUGUGCAGCCUUGUCCCCUCCCACUGUUGUGCUGCCAUCUGCCAUCUCCCUGGUGUUCUGCCCAGUGCGGGGUGAGGGCUGGGGUCAGGUCACACAUAGGAGUGCACGUUUGUUGGCCACAGGAUGAUGUGUGAGGUGUUCUCAUCCGACCAGGCCGGUCUCUUUCCUGCAAAGAAUGUGCUCUCUGUUCUUCCUCCUUGUGACUCCCAUGUCCACUUAUACACCAAAGUUAAGAAACUUGAAUAGGCCUCCCAGACUCUCGUCCCAGAUAUACAUUAGAGGCUGCCCAGACUCAGCAGGAUGACCUAGGACCUCACCAGCCUCCUGCGGCAGCUCCCUCAUCGAACUGCCCUCCUCUCUCAGGCUGCUCAUGUGGGUUCCGCUGUCCCCGAGAGGCAGACCCAGCCUUUGUGAAUGUCGACAUCGCAGGGACAGAGAAUGGUCUCUCUGUCCUCACACACAGAAGGGGACACAAGAAUUCUUAGAGGAAAAGAACUGUUGAUACAUUUUCGAGAGGCACAUAAGUAAGUGCAAGCUGUGGCGCUCUGUGGUUCUCAUGUUGUUGAGCCUUCGUCUCCGCGUGCGCCUCAGGCCCCUGUGUGGGAGAUCCAGUUUUUUUAAAAACCUGGAUGUUCCUGGGGCGCGUGGGGGACUGUCGGUUGAGCGUCCGGCUUCGGCUCAGGUCGUGAUCUCACAGCUCGUGCGUUUGAGCCCCACGUCAGGCUCUGUGCUGACGGCUCGGAGCCCGGAGCCUGCUUCAGAUCUGUGUCUCCCUCUCUCCUCUGCCCCUAACCCACUCACAUUCCGUCUCUGUCUCUCUCAAAAGUAAAUAAGCAUUAAAAAAAUUAAAAAAAUAAAUAAAACCUGAAUGUUCCUUGGGAA